Messenger RNA from Seriola aureovittata, 3350 nucleotides. RefSeq names its product gsg1-like 2b (gene gsg1l2b). Gene Ontology annotation, cellular component: plasma membrane. The record is from RefSeq and is a predicted model, not a curated record. The transcript is spliced from 5 exons. The coding region runs from base 162 to 1076 and encodes 304 amino acids. NCBI's taxonomy places the organism in Eukaryota, Metazoa, Chordata, Actinopteri, Carangiformes, Carangidae.
UGUGAGAGGAGUGGAGCCGCAGCUCGGACCAGACGCGCCGCGGUAAUUGGCCGCGGACACGUUAACGGAAUAACCGGAUUAUGAGGGUUUGAGGAGGAGAAGUCGCCACAAUCCGGUGUCAUACAAGGCGAGGGAUUAAGUUCGGUCCUCCGGUCGCCGCUAUGGGGAUCGACCGGCGGCGGAGAGCGUCGCUGGCUCUCACCUUGAACUUCCUGUCCCUGUUCCUGGCCGUGUCCGCGCUCACCACCAGCUACUGGUGCGAGGGGACGCGGAAGGUGGUGAAGCCGUUCUGCACCGGGCCGGGCACCACCAGACAGUCCUUCUGCAUCCGGUUCAACAGCUCCAACAUCAACGACACGCGGCUGGUGCAGUACAUCUGGGAGACCGGGGAGGACAAGUACGUGAUGAGGAAGUUUCACACCGGGAUCUGGUUCUCCUGCGAGCAGAACAUCAACAUGACCGGUGAGAAAUGCAGAAGUUUCCUUUAUGUUGCACCUUCGAAUGAAAGAGGAGUGCUGUGGCUGUGCAUCGUUGCAGAGUGCCUGUACAUCCUCCUGCUGGCCACCGGGGGCAUCCUCAUGUCCGUAGAGGUGUGUCACUUCGGCAACGUCAUCGACGGCCUCAAGCUCAACGCCUUCGCGGCGAUAUUCACCGUGCUCUCAGGGCUGCUGGGGAUGGUGGCCCACAUGAUGUUCACCACUGCCUUCCAGCUGACUGUGAGUCUGGGCCCGGAGGACUGGAAACCUCAGACCUGGGACUACAGCUGGUCUUACAUUCUGGCGUGGAGCUCCUUCACAGCCUGCAUGGCGUCCUCCGUCACCACCAUCAACCGCUACACCAAAACCAUCCUGGAGUUCAAGCACAAACGCAGAAACAUCGAGAAGAACCUGAAGAUCAAGCAGAAGCUGCUGGAGCUGGACUCUCCGGAGCAGGUCUGGGACAUGUACAUCAGCUCGGUGCCGAGCACCGCCGAGGAGCUGCUGGACCUGUCGUCCAACGGCCGCAAGCUCUCCAACACCUCCAUCUUCCUGGACCUCAACGACCUGCCCGACCCGCAGGGGGAGGAGUACUGCUAGAGGAGCGGCAGUGUGUCGUGAAUGUUCGGUCUGAUAAUGAUGGUUAAUUACUUUAAACAAAAGGAGACCACAGCUGAGAGAGAGAGAUUUUUAAAGCGGCAUUAAUCAGGUUUUUAGUCGUUUGGUGACAGAACUCCACAUUUGACAUUUUACCGUCUUAUCAAAAGUUGACAUAGCUAACGUGUUAGCUUUUUAAAACAGCUGCUUAUUUAAAGAGUUGAGCCUGUCUUUACAGAUUCAGGUUGUAUGUUCAAUUUAUUUUACAGUUUCAUCCUAAAGCUGCAUUAAAUAGAUUCUUGCAUCAUUCGAAGACACUGGAAAACACAUGUGACGUAUGAAGUUGAAGCUAAUGAAGCUAAUGUGUUAGCUAUUUAAAACAACUGCCCAUUUAAACAUUCAUCAGACUUUGAGCAACAUUAGCUUUCAUGUUACUGGUAACCUGACAGAUUUAAGUCCAACAAUUAUUCUCUCUUUUGGUGCACGCUAACCUGUGAGGAAAAUGUUUGGCUGUUUAGCCCCAAAGAGUGUAAAAAGAUAUAAUUAUUCAUAUUAUUUAUUUAUUUUCCUAUUUCAAAUCAAACCAUUCACACAUUAUUAAAGUUCAUGUUCAUUUCAUACAUUUCAAUUUCACCAUGUUGAAAUUACAACACUUUUUUUACACACAGGCCCUGAGGGGAACCUCAGUGUUUGGGACGUUUGGCUCCACAGGUGUUUGUGAUCACUCAGGUGCGUUCCAUCGCUUCGUCAGUGCAGGUGUAAGAUACCUGGGCUUGUUUCUUUGCAGUCUGUAGUUGCUGUUGUUCAACAUGAGGAUACGAGCUGUGCCAGUGUCUAUGAGUCACAGACAGUCAUUGCAUUCUGCUUUAAUAUACCCAUCACCGCUGUGUCCCAAACAUUAAGGUGCCCUGAGAUGAGACAGUGUUGGAAUUUCAACAUGGUGAAACCAAAAGUUAUACAAACAUAUUUAAAUCAAAGUCUGGAAUGUGAACUGAAAUCAUGUCUGAACGGUUUGACACUGUUUGUAAUUUAACUGGCUCCAUAAACUCUUCUGUUCCUGCCGUCCAAAUAAAUCUCCCAUGAACUCCCUCAUUCAGGUCAACCUUCUCCAACUCGGGCCCCACUUGAAAAUCUGACGUCGGCGGCCCACGUCCGACCUCGUAAACAAUACGUAGUAUGAUAACGAUCAAAUAUUCAAUUUGAAAUGAAAGCAGGGGAAACAUGUCGGAAGCUCAGUUUUUCUUUCUUUGUCCGUUCACUUUCUGUCUCUUUCCAUUUAACUGUUGCUCACAUCGGUCCUUCUCAUUCUCCAGUUUUUGCCCUGGAUGUGAUCGUUCAGCGCAAUCACACUGAGAUAGAAACAAGUAGAUGAUGUGGUCCGGCAGGACAACAUAAGCUUCUUUAUCACAGUGAUGGGGGGGGUUCUGUCAACAUUUUUUAUCUUUUUUAAAUAUUGUUUCAUUUUAAAGUUGUAUUUUUAUUUUUUUUAUUCCUUUUUUCACCAAAAUUCUUGUGUUCUGCAAAUGAUUUCUCGGCCCACUUGCAAUACCUGCGCGGCCCACCAGUGGGCCACAGCCCGCAGGUUGGGACCCACUGCUGUAAACUAUACUAAUGUCUCAGAACUGAUGUGUUGCCACAUGUGGCUCUGCAGCUGCGGUCACUCUUUACACCUCUGAGAGAUGCAGCUGUGGCGAGCUGGGUGAAGCUCUGUGGAGAGGAUGGUGUUACUGUAAGUGUUCGGACUGCACACACACACACACACACACACACACACACACACACACACACACACACACGGUCACACGGGUGGAGGACGCCUGCGGGGCCGCGCUGAGUGCCUUCACCUCCAAGCAGCAUGCUCCAGGUGAAACAAGCAUGUUCUUCACAUUCACCGAGCUGUUCCUCGGACUGAUCACCUGAUCUGUGCAAACUGCCAAACACCUGAGCGCGAGGAGCAGCUCUCUGUGUCGAUCUCUCCCUGAUGGCCAGGACUUUGAUGUUCAGUGGACUGUGUUGAUGGAGCUGGAAUGAAGUCGUUGUUAUAUAAAGUACUUUUAUGUGCAUUUCAAAAACAAUGUGUAUAAUAUUUGUGUAUUUAUUUAUUUGGUCAGUUUAAAUUCCCUGGCUCGGAUUGUUGUCUUUGUGUGUGUGUCAGAGUUUUUGUGUGAUGUCAUCAAUUGAAACGUAAUAUAUGAUUAAUAUGAAUAAAACUUUCUAUGAGAAGAUUUGAUUUAAAGGUAAAUGAGAAUCAUAUUAAAGAAACAUGUUUUUACUCUU